Molecule: messenger RNA, 380 nt
Organism: Prorocentrum cordatum
Lineage: Eukaryota; Dinophyceae; Prorocentrales; Prorocentraceae
Source: the annotation of a GenBank genome assembly
GACGGCGCGGAGGCGGCCGGCAGCGGAGCCGCCCCAGCCACAGCCGCAAGGACGAGGACCAGCAGCCAGGGCCAGAGGCUCACGCCCGAGGGGGGGGGGCGAAGAAGAAGCCGGCGGCUCUGCGGAGCCGCGUGCGCGACCUGCGCGCGCGGGCCGCCGCCGCCGAGGAGGGCAUGGAGUUCCUCGGCGAGGCGCAGGUGGAGCGAGAGCGCCGCAGGGCGGAGACGGCCAGGGACCGCACCAAGAAGCGGAUCGAGGCCCUCAACGCCCAGGCAGAGGACGUCCAGAAGGAGCUGGCGGAGGAGAAGUCCAAGCUCGAGAAGAAGGAAACGCACAUCCAACAGCUGGAGGCCAAGAGGUCGCAGCUGGAGCAGCACACU